AAAGGUUCUUCAAAAUGUAAACAAACCUAGCAUAGCAGUGAACAAAAACGAAAGAGUUGUUAGCGUUGAUUCACUUACAGCAGUAAGCGCAGAUAUAACCAGCGGACAUCCCAGUAGAACGUUGUAUUCAUUUAAAAUGGACGUGCGUACUAGGCCCACAACUCUGUCUUCUCAGAUGAGAAAUUUUGGAUCUUCAGUGAAAUCUGCAGUUUUUAUUGUUGGAACAUCUAUAUUACUGCUGGCUGCUGCUAGAAAUUCAUUAACUUGGCACCUACAACAUAUUUGGGGAGUCUCACACAACUUUUGGCAAACAGUGUGGCUUUCAUUUAUAAGUAUGUUCGCAAGUGAAAAAUCUCUUUUCUUUGGAGGUACUGCAAUUGUGACGUUGGUUUCAUUCUGGAGUUACAAUAUUUUUCUCCUUUUUGUGGAUAUUACUGGUCGACCGAAAUUUUUACAGGCCUACAAAAUACAAGAAGAUAAGAAUGUUCCAGUUGAUAUAAAGAAGGUCAAAAAGGGCAUUUUAGUUGUGGUGCUGAAUGAAGUGAUGGGUGGUGCCUUUCUUUACCUCUGCUACCCUCUGUUUUUAUGGCGUGGAGUGUCCUGUGGUCCAGAACUGCCCACGUUUCAGUGUGUCCUUCUACAUCUUGUUGCUUGUGUGUUGGUGGAGGAAGUUUUGUUCUACUACAGUCACAGGUUGCUGCACCACCCAAAAUUAUAUAAACACGUUCACAAAGUUCAUCAUGAAUGGACGGCUCCUAUUGGCAUCGUCGGACUGUAUUCCCAUCCUAUUGAAAACAUUCUUUCAAACCACAUCCCUGUAUUCUGUGGUCCACUUUUAGUUGGUUGCCAUGUUUCUACUAUGUGGUUAUGGAUGGCAAUGGCAUUGCUGAACACCUCAAACUCACACAGUGGUUAUCACUUCCCUAGCUUUCCAUCAGCUGAGCAACACGACUACCAUCACCUCAAAUUCAACCAGUGCUAUGGGGUGCUUGGUAUUCUUGACAGACUCCACAACACCGAUGGUCAGUUUCGUGCAAGUAAGAACUACCAGCGGCAUAUCAUGUACUUUGGGUUGACACCACUCAAACAGGUUUUUCCAGAGGAGGUGCCCGAAAAAUCAGCUAAAGGCGAAUAGUAAAUCAAUUAAUGCUUUUUUGUUGGUCCCUUUUUCUUUUGUUUGCCUUAUAUUAAUAUGAUGUUAUGAAUAUGUAAAACUGUUCUUCAACUAUAUUUUCCAAAACUACAUUAAAGCACUUUUGUUUUUGUGUGCUGUGUGACUUGUGAAUGAUUUCAAUGUAAAAGCAUGGUGGUUUUGUUGAUACCUGAACUAAUGAUGUUGAUGUGCUUGUGUUAUAUUCAGCAUAUUUGUCUAAUGUGAAUACUGAUCACAUUGAGUCUGUAGAGUAAACUACCGCAUACAAAAGAAAUUAAUAUAGCAAUGAUUUAAGUCAAAACAGUUCAUAAUAAACGCUAAAACGAGAUUAACUACUUUACCAGCUGUGUUGUGUUAAUGUAACUGAAGAACUUAUAUGUAAAAAAGUAAUUUAAUAUAUGUUUUAAAAUUUGCGUGAUAUAGCACUUUCUUUAACUCAUGUGUUAUGGUUUUCCAUUACUACACGUAUACCGCUGUGGUUUGUUUUAAGUGACGUUAAACCGCUGUAUCAGCCCCUUUAUCGGUAAUAUAAUAAAUUUCAUAAUGUAG
Messenger RNA from Ciona intestinalis (vase tunicate), 1702 nucleotides. The record is from RefSeq and is a predicted model, not a curated record. NCBI's taxonomy places the organism in Eukaryota, Metazoa, Chordata, Ascidiacea, Phlebobranchia, Cionidae.